Sugiyamaella lignohabitans is the source of this 636-nucleotide messenger RNA. It is a transcript of the gene VPS25, whose product is annotated as ESCRT-II subunit protein VPS25. The record is from RefSeq and is a predicted model, not a curated record. Gene Ontology annotation, cellular component: ESCRT II complex. The transcript has a single exon. The coding region runs from base 1 to 636 and encodes 211 amino acids. Gene Ontology annotation, molecular function: protein homodimerization activity; structural molecule activity. Lineage: Eukaryota; Fungi; Ascomycota; Dipodascomycetes; Dipodascales; Trichomonascaceae. Gene Ontology annotation, biological process: protein transport to vacuole involved in ubiquitin-dependent protein catabolic process via the multivesicular body sorting pathway.
AUGGAGACGAAUAUAGAUAGCGAAGAUGAUUUCAAAUAUCCUUCGAUAUUUGAAUUUCCACCUUUUUUUACAAAACAGAUAAAUGAGCAAACAUGGAAAUCACAACUGGCAUCAUGGGACUCUCUCAUUCUAGCAUAUUGUCAACAUUACAAAGUAUGGAAGUUAUCAGUAGGAAGCACAAAAAAUAAUAGUCUUGAAAAUGAUUUGGUAGACGGAUUAAGUGGUACUUCUCUCAAUGGGUCGAAUGGUAGCGACGAUGUCAACAGCAAGCUGUUUGCCAACCCACGCAUCAACAGAGCAUUGAAACAGGAAACGAUAAAGCUAAUUUUUGAGUAUAUGGUUGAAAAGGGUCACGCUGAAUGGGAAAAGUCGAGUUCCAAACAGCAAAUUUUUGUCUAUUUCAAGAGGCCUGAUGAAUGGGCUACGGAUAUUAGACGAUGGGUUGAUUCUACAGGACAGACAGGAUCUGUACUGACAUUUUAUGAAAUUGCCCAUGGAGACCUUGUAGCAUCACAAGAUUUUGCUGGAAUAGAUGAUACCAUUCUUCGGAAAGCAAUUGAUAAUCUUGUCAGUAAAAACCAAGCAGUCAUUAUUAAAGCUUCUGACAAUCAGAUAAUGGGUGUUAAAAUACUAUAG